CCCUUAUAGUCGUGGUCUUUACCCCCUCAUGAAUAUGUAAAUUGUUAGAAACCAACCUUUCAGGUGUUGAUCCGGUGCAGACUCGCCAUGAGGGUCAUACUUUUGCACCCCGAAGAUGACUUCGAUCGAACGGCCAUGGCCAUGGCAUUAGUUGGAGCUGCAGGGGUUCUCCUAGUCUGCAACCUCUUAUCACAGUACAACAACUCCCCUCUCAAACAUAUUCCAGGGCCUUGGCACACGCGAUGCUCAAGAUUGAGGUUGAAGCUUAGCCGGUUGACUGGAACCCGCAUGACAUACGUACACCAGCUCCACGAAAGGUACGGAAGCAUUGUCAGAAUCGCACCAAAUGAAGUAUCAUGCAUCGAUAUCCAAUCAGUUUCCCAAGUCUACAAAGUUGGCGGCGGUUUCGAAAAGGCGCAAUGGAUUGGCGACUACGCAAAGAAGCUACCAGCAUUAUCUCUGUCCAUGAUUUUGAACAGCGAAGAGGCGAAGCAGCGGCGAAGACUUUUGCAAGGCUCCUUCACUCUUGCAUCCCUGCGGAAAAAUUGGGAAUCGACUAUCAGGAGCAAAGUUGAGAUUGCAGUCAUGAAAAUCAAAACAGAGGCUUUGGCGGGCUCAUCAAACUCUCACAAGUGGUGGACCUAUAUGGCCGCUGAUAUCAUCAGCCAGCUCUCGUUUGGGCAGUCAUUGGGGGUGUUGGAAUCUGGAAAGAGUACGAUGUACAUGCGAGCUAUUGAAAAUGCUCUGAUAGCGGACGUUAUCCAGUGCGAGAUCCCGUUCCUCGCCUCUGUAUCUCAACUCAUACCUCGGGCACUACUUCAGACAUUCUCCCGGCAGCUUGAGCAAGUCAGGCUUGGUGGCGCAGAUGGAGUAGCGAGUGUGAAACAGCGAGGACCAUCAUCAACUCAAAGUAUCUUCACGGAGAUGAUUGCAGAAUGUGACAACGAAGGCCGGUCUUGGUUAACAAAGGAGGCCGUCAGCAUGGAGGGUGCAGGUAUGAUGGUUGCAGGAACAGACACAACCGCUGCCGUUUUAACGUACCUCAUCUGGUCAGUGUUGAAACAGCCAGUCUUGCAACAACAGCUCGAGGAUGAGAUUGCCCUACUUGGCGAUGACUUUGACGAUAAAUGGCUUGAGACGUGCCCCAUCUUGAGUGCUGUCAUAGAAGAGACCUUGCGCUUAUAUCCCGCCGUCCUCUCAUCUCUACCUCGGCUUGUCCCGGAAGGGGGUACUAAGCUGUCAUCGCACUUUGUGCCCGCAGGUACUGUUGUUUGCAGCCCGGCCUACAGUUUGCAGCGCGACCCGAAAGUAUUUCCGGACCCUCAUCAAUUUGAUGUUGAUAGGUACCUACACACGACCAAAGUCUCCCUCCAACAAAGGCAGUCAUACCUCCCAUUGGGAACUGGAGCUAGAGUUUGCAUUGGUCAAUAUCUGGCAAUGAUGGAGCUCCGGCUUGCCACUGCCGUAUUCUUUAAAAGUUGUCGCGGGGCAAAACUAGACCCAAACAUGCCAGCCGACAGCAUGGAAAUGAAGGAUUACGUCCUUCUAUCGCCAAAGAAGAAGCGAUGCAAUAUCACGUUGAUCUAGAAUGGCAAGCCCAACAGACGUCGGCUACUAUGGAUGUUUCUUGAAGAAAGUCUCUCAACAUGAAUUUAAUGUAAGCUGAGAAAGUUUUAGCUUUUUGACAACGGAAUUAUGCAAAUACGGAAUGCCAAUUAGAUAUCUGCACUGCCCAUAUUUAUAGGAGAGGGCACCUACUCAAUAUUGAAGCCUUUUGAGAGAUUGCCUGUUAACCGACCAUUCGUUCUUGCCAAGAAUAAACGCUUUCUACCCUACAAGUAGAUGUUCAUGGGUGAGAUUGUGACCACAUCCAAAGCCAACUCAUUCUAGAUCCGCCAAGGUCAUAGGAUAAAGUCUGCCA
Messenger RNA from Colletotrichum acutatum, 1921 nucleotides. Its product is annotated as cytochrome P450 3A17. Gene Ontology annotation, molecular function: iron ion binding; oxidoreductase activity, acting on paired donors, with incorporation or reduction of molecular oxygen; monooxygenase activity. The coding region runs from base 88 to 1587 and encodes 499 amino acids. NCBI's taxonomy places the organism in Eukaryota, Fungi, Ascomycota, Sordariomycetes, Glomerellales, Glomerellaceae. The record is from RefSeq and is a predicted model, not a curated record. The transcript is spliced from 4 exons.